Molecule: messenger RNA, 633 nt
Organism: Leptopilina heterotoma
Lineage: Eukaryota; Metazoa; Arthropoda; Insecta; Hymenoptera; Figitidae
Product: trypsin inhibitor-like
Exons: 2
Coding region: 370-612 (80 amino acids)
Molecular function (GO): serine-type endopeptidase inhibitor activity
Source: RefSeq, a predicted model, not a curated record
GUUAAUAAUAAAUAAUGAUAAUAAAUUUUAUACAACAAAAUAUUGUUCUGUGAAAAAAAAUCAAAAAUUUGUAUCUCUUGUUUAUUAUUUAUUGUACGGUUUUGCUUAAUGUUCGAGAAAUAACAAGAAACUGAGGAAAAAAUGUGAAUCAUCUAAAACAAAUAUUUUAUCUCUGUAUUAUCAUAACAUCAUAUGAGGAAAAAAAAAUUGGUUUAUGAAACAAUAAAUUCAUAUCUGCUUUUUUUUAAUACCCAAGUGUAUAGUCUAACAAUUCUUUUUUCCUUUUUCUUUUUUAAUUAAAUACUAUUGAAUCGUUUCAGUACAGUACAUUUGUGAAUAAAGUGCCUCUGCGUGAGUAAUGUGAAAAAAAUGAACUAUCGACUUUUAAUAAUUUUCCUAUUCACUUUUAUUAUUGCAAUGCCAGAGAUUUGCCUGUCUCAAAGCAUCUGCGAUUUGCCGAUCGAUGCGGGACCAUGUCGUCGUUACAGGAGACGUUAUGCAUUUAGUAAUACCAGCAGAAAUUGUGUGAGUUUCACAUACGGUGGAUGCUUAGGUAAUGCAAAUAAUUUCGCAACAUUGGAAGAGUGUAAACGAAAUUGUACGUCAAGUUGAAAAUAUAUCAAAUCUACAUGA